Messenger RNA from Coprinopsis cinerea okayama7#130, 1966 nucleotides. RefSeq lists its product as hypothetical. The transcript has 2 exons. NCBI's taxonomy places the organism in Eukaryota, Fungi, Basidiomycota, Agaricomycetes, Agaricales, Psathyrellaceae. The record is from RefSeq and is a predicted model, not a curated record. The coding region runs from base 488 to 1579 and encodes 363 amino acids.
UCGCCGUCGUAUCUGCAGAAUCAGUCGGAAACAACGCUGCAUGCUGUGAGGUGAUUCCCGGUAAAUAUCCUGUAUCAAUAUUACAACGGGCCACAGGCUAAUAUUAGAGACUGUCGAUAUCAUACAGAAGUCACUGAACUGCUGACGACAGAUUUCUACCCAUCGGUAUUUGUUGGCCAGUCUUCGAAUUGGGACAACGGCAGCACAGCAGUGUAAACCGUAAAAGUCCACCCUGGCUUCCCUCGGUCACGCACAGAACUCACGCAGUCACCACCGCAACAUCUGAAUCAGCAAUUAGUAUCAACUGGGUGGUUGCCCGUCGUCUUGUUCGCUUCGUCGUCGUAGGCCAGCUGCAGACCAAACCUCAGCCAUCCAAGGCUCCACAGUAGGACUGGUACACUUUUAAAUCAUCUGACGAGGUGGUGCCUCGCACUUGGGACCAACCUUAUAACCCCACCAUCGUCACUUCCCAGUCAACGGUCCAACCAUGUCCUCGUCGUUCGAUCUGUCCCAAACGUUAUCAGGCUCUAGUGCUUUCAGCCAGCCUACAGCACGACCGACAGCUGGCUCGACGUUCAUCGCGCCACCACCGGGGGAGACCGGGGGUGGAGGAGGGGGUGGAGGCGGUGGUGGAAAUGGGGGAAUGCGCCCAAUAGCCUCAAGUGCUGCAUUGUAUCUCUACACGUUCCUCGCCACGCUUGUGCUUCUCCUAUCCGUAUCUGCGGCCAUCGUUAUCCGCUCCUUCAUGCUCAGGCGGCGGCAUAGGCGAUUGGUAGAAGAAGCCAUUCGGAAUGGAACGUGGGUACCUCCGCCACCGCCAACUGGAGGCCCUGGCGGACGAGCACCUCGAGUCGACCUAUCGAAAAAGCCAAUAAUGUGGGACGCAUACCUUGGCUCAAACAGCGAGAAGGACCUGGGCGGUAACUACGGGGGCUACGAGGAACCUAGGGAUUGGGAUGCAAUCAAACCUGUCUCCGCAGCUUACCUCGCCCCUGCCGUCAAAGCGGAGCCAGGGGCUUCAAAGACCGUAGCCGAUCAACCGACUCCCAAUACGCAUUGGACAAGAAAUGUCGGGCAAACUCUGCAAUCCGGUGCCCGGUGGUUCUUUGGCUUCCCUCCACGACCCGCAUUCACUCCUUCAAGCAACGCUUCGCAGGUCAACGUGGCUGGUGCCGCAGCUGAUAAUGUCACGCCUGCCCAGCCUCCAGGGACUCCUCCGGCUUGCGGACCAGACGGUGGACCACCUGUCGUUCGAGUCGCCGUAAUAAUUGCCAUGCCACGACCGCCAAAGCCAGGGCACGCCUUAUCAUCGUCAAUACCGCCGACAGCCAGCUCGAGUACGCCAGCCUCAAGUGCACUCAGCCCAACGCAAGAUCAUCCACUUUCCCAACAACAUCCUUCGCUGUAUCGCCCACCGAACCUCGAUGAUGAUGAAGAGCCUCUACCAGUGAUGGAGAUGGGAGUGGCAGAGUUGUCGGUGGUCGAUCAUGAUGCCGAAGCGAGUAGAGAAGCGAUGGCUGCUAUCGGCGCAAAAGACCCAUUGAGUCGGGAUAGUUCCAGUUUAACAAUGGAAGCGUAACUUUCCCUCUUGCGCCUUGUGGUUUCACUUCUCUUCUUUAUUUCUUUGCUUUCGGAUCUCACGCAGUGGUUGUUGCUUCAAGGCGGGAAUCCCUCAUUAACCUUACCACACCUGACAUUCAAACCUCCUCCUCACCUUCGUGCGAUGCACCGCUCCUUGGGAUAUUGAAAGCAUACACGACCUUGUGAUGACGACGGACUCGCAUUUGUAUUUUAGUAAUUAUGGCUUUCCUUGUUGUAAACGCUGACCUUCUGCACACCUGUACAUCUAUCCCUGUUGUUAGAUCUUUUUGGACUGACCCCGCCGUCCACUUACCUUCGCAUGACCUCCCUUUUCUGACGCUGAUGAUCCAAUUCUGUAGUUUCAACUUGCCGCACUGUCAUUUAC